AAAGAGCGUGCGUGUGAUGUGUUUGUGUAUCCUCAAUGUUUUUCUCUCUUGCGUGUUUCAUCGAGUUUAAACAGAGUCUUGUCUCUGUGUAUUUAUGUGUUGAGACGUUGAUGAUGAGAUGCGCUGUGCUGUAAAUCAGUAGGAACUGAUCUGUUCAUGCUGGAUAUAUUGAUGAUUUCAUCACAGAAAUCUCUUAGCUGAAGAAAGAGGUGGCGUUACUGGAGACAAAGCUGAGGUCAAGAGGAGAUUUAGCAAUGAAUCGAGAGGAUGUGGAUUGUUGUGAAUCUUCAGUGUAUGUGAGUGAUGAUGGGAGUCUGGAUUCAGUGUGGAUGAGCAGAGAUCAGAGCCGCACACCACAGACACUGCUGGACUCUAAACUCUCUGAAGAGAAAUCCAGACACACACAGGACUCCAAGCUCAGUCUGACUUUACUCUCAGAAAUCAAAACUGAACCCACAGAAAUCAAAACUGAACCCACAGAAAUCAAAACUGAACCCACAGAAAUAAAAACUGAUCCUAAAGAAAUCAAAACUGAACAUAAAGAAAUCAAAACUGAACCUAAAGAAAUCAAAACUGAACCCACAGACGAGGAAGAUCGCCCUGAUGAAGAUGAUGACUUUAUUACAUCAGAUGUGAAGAGUGAUUCAUGUUUGGAUAUAGAAAUAACGUCCUCAACAUCAAAAGAGCGACUGACAGCACAAACUCUUUCCUGCAUCACCUGUGGAAAGACAUUCAGCUCACAGAGACAUUUAGAGAGACAUGAGAGAAAACACACAGAACAGAAACUCUUCACCAGAUCUGAGAUCAGCUUUACUACCUUACAAGAGAAGAAACUUCAUUCAGAAGACCACAGAGAGAAGAAGAAGAAGCAGUUUCACUGUGAGCAGUGUGGGAAGAUUUUUGUCUCUUCCUCUCAACUAAAUGUUCACAUGAGGACACACAGUGGUGAAAAGCCUUUCAACUGCACUGAAUGUGGAAAAUACUUCAAAACCAAAGACACUCUUAAAGUUCAUCAGAGAGUUCACACAGGAGAAAAACCUUACGAGUGUCCUCACUGUGAUAAGAGAUUUAGCUAUAAACAUAAUCGGAAGAGACAUGUGCUUUCACACACCAAUGAGAGACCGUAUCAGUGCAGUGAAUGUGGAAAAACCUUUAAGGAUUCACGUUCAUUAAAAUCACACCAGAAUACUCAAAUUAGUCAGUGUUCACACUGUGAUAAACGUUUCUGUCAUAAAUAUCAGCUGAUAAUCCAUCAGAGAGUUCACACUGUAGAGAAACCUUACGUCUGCACUCAUUGUGGAAAGAGCUUCUCUAGUUCAUCUAAUUUUAAAGCCCAUCAGAGAGUUCAUACUGGAGAGAAACCUCAUCACUGUAGUGUCUGUGGGAAGAGUUUUAGUGUAAAGUAUACAUUACUAAAGCACAAGAUAAUUCAUACAGGUGAAAAACCUUACAAAUGCUCUCAGUGUGGCAAGACGUUUACUUGUUCAAGUAACUUAAGAUACCAUCAGAGACUUCAUACUGGAGAGAAACCUUAUCACUGUAGUGUCUGUGGAAAGAGUUUUGGACAAUGGGCUACAUUACUAAAGCACCAGAGAGUUCAUACAGGUGAAAAACCUUAACACUGUAAUGUUUGUGGGAAGAUUUUUAGUCAACAGUGAAACUAACUUAAAGGUCACGUUUUCCUAAUCCUAUUUUUUAAACCCUAGUUAGAGUGUAAUGUUGCUAUAAUAGCAUAAAUAAUACUUGUAAAAUGAUAAAGCUCACUGCCAGGCGAUAUAUUUUCUUUAACAGAAUUCACCUUUCAAAGCUUACAGCGAACGGCCGGUUUGGACUACAGACCUCUACUUUCUGUUUUAAUGACUACAAUAGAACAGUUUUUGACUAAACCCCGCCCACAGGAAUAUGUCAGUCGCCAGCUAAGCUAACGGCAAGCUAAUCAGCCUGUUUUGAGGACCGUGAAAACAGCGCUAUAGAGAUAAGUAAAUUAUGUGACUCCAUACAGGUGAAAAACCCUUAAGUGUGACAAGACGCUUACUCUGUCAAGUCACUUCCCUUCUGAAAAAAAAACAAUAAAACCUUUACAGAAAUUCCUAAUGGUUUCCAUUAAAAUACCAAAAGGAACCAUUAGCUUUUACCAUUAAAACCACUACAAAAUAUCUUCCUUUUAGCUAAUUAAACGUCUGACCGAACAUCUUAAACUAGCAGCGCCUAGCAGCGUCUGCGGCCCACAUGAUGACCUGACAUGAUGUCAGUGCCUUAAAAUUAGCGUUUUAGGUGCCAAGCUGUUAAAAAGUGUAUGUGUCCGAGAGCAAACUAACUGUUCAGAACUACAAUAGUGUUAAUAAAAUGUGAAAAACAACAUUAAUUAACACAUUUAUCAUUUUUAUGUCACAUUUAUCUCUUUUAAGAACUCGUUAAUUUUAUAUUGUGUGCUAUGUGAUUUUUCUAAUUGGUUUUAAAGUAUUCAUGUCAUGGGACCACAAUGUCAUUAAUUGUUCAUUAACUUUGGUUGGUAUAGAAACACACUGAGAAAGAAACUGUUCAGAUUAUUCAGUAAACGUCUCCUGACUUCUACUAUAGGCCUUUUCUCUGGGCUGGUAAAUGAAAGUUUACUUAAUUAUUUAGGAUUUUGUCAGUCUUUCAUUCUUUCUAGGAAAGCUAAAGGAGCUGUUAUUGCAUUUGAGAGCAUCUUGAACAGAUGUGUGAUGUGGUAGCACAAUAGAAAUGAACUGCAAGAGCUUGUAGAGAGGAGUAAAGACUGCUGAGAGGAACACCAAUAUAUUUUGAAUAUACGUUGCAUACCUACCAAGCUUGUCACAUUUUUACUGCACAGAAAUCAUAUAUUGUAUAACGGGUUUCAUUCUACUUUAUUAUUAUGACGAUCACAGUUGAAUGUAAUGUGGUAAUAAAAAAGGAAGAAAGUCAUUGUACAGGUAUAUGAAAAUAAAGGCUUUAAACUUCAACUGCACGUUUCAUUUGCAUAUUCAAGAGGGAAUAGUUUAAAAUAAUUUCUUUAAUUCCUUAAAAAAAAAAACAUAAUCUUAAAACGUAAGUAAUGUGAUAAAAAUUAGAAAAUAACAACCUACCAGGGAUGAUAGAAAAGAGACAGUUUUGCUACUGUAUUUGUAUAUAGCCAUGUAUAAGGGAGAAUAAGUUAACCUGACUAUACAUUUAGGUCCUAUAAAUAAAGCUCCUGACUAAAAAUGUAGGUGGGUAUCUGAUUUAAAAAAAAAAACUAACUGUAGCCUACUAGCACUAAAGUCACAAUCCA
Messenger RNA from Paramisgurnus dabryanus, 3271 nucleotides. RefSeq lists its product as uncharacterized. Gene Ontology annotation, biological process: regulation of transcription by RNA polymerase II. Gene Ontology annotation, molecular function: DNA-binding transcription factor activity, RNA polymerase II-specific. Gene Ontology annotation, cellular component: nucleus. The record is from RefSeq and is a predicted model, not a curated record. NCBI's taxonomy places the organism in Eukaryota, Metazoa, Chordata, Actinopteri, Cypriniformes, Cobitidae.